GAGAUAGUAGCAGGAUGGACGCGGAGAGAUAGACGAAGAAAAUGCUAUUGCCAGAGAGAAGAAAAUAAAAACAACCAAACUUUUUAAAAAAAAAAAAAAAAAAAACAAAUCGCAAGAGGAGACGCAGACAGAGGCGGGAGGCGCGCGCUGAAGAGAAGGCGCGUGCGUGCGUGCGUGUGUGAGAGAGAGUGUGUGUUUUUAUGAAUGAAGUGGUGACUCAGGAUGUGUCAUACCCCCGUCUUUAUAAAGGAAGUUUUAAACAAGCCUAAACAUUUCACUUCGCGAAAAAUUAGACUUACACAUACUCGCAUCCCUCUCUGUCUGUCUCUCCCUAAAUACACCUCAUCUCUCCCUCACCGUGUAUCUUUCCAUCCUCACUCGCGUUUAACACUUAACAACACAUUGGGACUGAAUAGAGGCUUUAUCUGGAGCAACUUUUGCUGCUUUUCCUUGUUCUUGCUAAUUCUGCACUUUUGACAUUCAUUCAUUUUCCUCCUCACCUCACGCUCUGCACUGUCUCGAGCCGUUCACGCGGACACAGGGAGAGAGACAAGAACUUUCGAGCACGUGACAAUAUCUGGAACCUCAUUUAUUUAUAAGUUUUAUUUAUUUAUUUAUUUAUUUGUUUUCGCGUUUAUUUAUUUGCAACCUAUCUACCUUUUUUAUCAAGGACUUGGACAAAUAUGAAACUGCUGGGUGACUCCUCUUCGCUGCUCCUCUCACUGCUGUUGGCUCAGCUGCAUCUCUUAACGUCGGCCUUCCCUUCCCGGAGAUUUCAUCCUGACUUUGACAAGCUGACCAAUCAGACCAGACACCUUCUCAAGCUGACUCAGGAUCUACUGAAAGAUCCCGUGUUUGGCACGGAGGUUGAUCACCACAGGUUCAAGUCUCUUCCAGCGAUCAAUAGCAAAGUUGGUGACCUUAACAAUCUGGAGUUCAAGCCUACUCUUUCUCAACUCCAUGCAGACCUAAAGUCAUUUGAGCAUCAUUUUGAGUGGCUGAACAGAAUUACACGCAGACAGCACCACAGCUCAGUACCAAAGUUGACAGACAUGAUCUCUCAUAUUAAAAGCCUUAUAAACUCCUUACAGCGUCAGAUGACACGAGCAGAGGCUCCCCGGAUCCCCGUCCCCUCUCCAUCGCUCCCACCUACUCCCGCUUACCACUGGGAAGUGGUUCAGUCGUCCCAGGAACUCUUGCAGCAGUUCAGACUCUUCUGUGAUUGGGCAUCACGAGUAUUCCUUACUUUUAAAUCUAAAUUGCCAGCAUGAAGACACACUUAAACAACAUCUGGCAGUGAAUUACAAUACAGCAUAGACGGGCAGGACUCGGUGACAACUACAGCCAGAUCUGCAUGACGGACAUAAGCAGUAAUGCAACAAAUGGUAGCCUGUGUAGUAAGGGUAGUUUGUGCUGCCAUUACUAGUCCACUGGCACAUUGCACCAGCAGUUCAAAAGGCUAUAGUCACAUGGCUGGAUAUUGAGAUCUUUAUCAGUGAAGAAGUCUGAUCAUGAACUUACAGUUCAAUGUACCUGCUCCGGUCGACACCCUGCUUUUGAUGUUUAGUUUAACUUUAAACCUUCAUUUGCUUUUCUUUUUAUACCAUUUUUUCAGACCUGAUUGUUAUUUAUGUAUUUAUUUAUUUAUUAAUUAGUUAUUUAUUUUAUACUAUUUAUUUGAUUUUCUCGAUAAAUAUGUCAACAAAAUUGUCAACGUUCUUUAGGUCAGGAAGUAAAAUGUACUUUCUUUCUUUCUUCCUUUGAUUUCUAUGUGUCCUACAGCUUUUCCUGUAUCACAAAAAGCACAUCACCAACUUUUUCUGUUUCUGAUUUUCUGUUUCAUUGUUGCCUGUAGGCUACAAUACUCUGCCACUAUGUAGCAUUAUUUUUGGGAGUCUAAUUUUUUCUCAGUGCUGAAUGAGAGAGAACUAUUACUGACCUAAACUUUGCUUGUCUUUCUUUGUUGUUGUUGUUUCUUUUGCACAUCAUACUGGGGUUUAUAUUUCUAAAUCUGUUUUGUGAUUCAGCACAAUGUUUAAAAAACCUUAGUUCAAGCAACAUCAAGGAGAAACAGACAACCCAAGCCUUAAAAUACUAUGUAUUGUGAAACUUUGGUACUGUACAUACAUGUUCCAGAAUGUAAAUUGGUGUAUACAAUGCAAUUUUGUAUGAUAUAGUUUUCUACAAGGUUUAGUGCUUUAUCAAUGUAUGCAAAACAAUAUUAUUUUAGUUUUCUUUUUCCUUAUUUAUUGCUAUUAUAAUAAUUAUUGUGUUUAUUAUUAUUAAAAUUAUUAUUAUUUUACAAAUUAUUUAUUUUUUACUGAUGAGAAUCAAAUCUUUUGACGUUUUGUACUUUUAUACUACAUAUUAUAAGUCAUCUCUAUUUAGGUCCAUUUUAAUGUCUACUUAGUCUGAAAGUUUCUACAUGUACGUGCACUAAAAAUUCAGAAACUGACUUUUUGUUUAACUGUUUGCUUUGUGGGAGAGACA
Paramisgurnus dabryanus is the source of this 2490-nucleotide messenger RNA. RefSeq names its product interleukin 11a (gene il11a). The record is from RefSeq and is a predicted model, not a curated record. NCBI's taxonomy places the organism in Eukaryota, Metazoa, Chordata, Actinopteri, Cypriniformes, Cobitidae. Gene Ontology annotation, molecular function: growth factor activity; cytokine activity. Gene Ontology annotation, biological process: positive regulation of MAPK cascade; positive regulation of cell population proliferation. Gene Ontology annotation, cellular component: cytoplasm.